This is a messenger RNA of Syngnathus acus (greater pipefish), 2031 nucleotides long. Its product is annotated as secreted frizzled-related protein 2-like. Gene Ontology annotation, biological process: non-canonical Wnt signaling pathway; negative regulation of canonical Wnt signaling pathway; canonical Wnt signaling pathway. The transcript is spliced from 4 exons. Lineage: Eukaryota; Metazoa; Chordata; Actinopteri; Syngnathiformes; Syngnathidae. The record is from RefSeq and is a predicted model, not a curated record. Bases 217 to 1128 code for a protein of 303 amino acids. Gene Ontology annotation, molecular function: Wnt-protein binding.
GAGGUCAACCAACCUUUGGCUUGCUUGUUUUAACCUGGAAAUUAAAAUGUCUGGGCCACGUUCAAAAGAAAGCAAAGAAAUCGCACAUCGGCAUCUCUGGAACAGUCCUUCUCAGCGACGCCCCCGCCCCAAGGACGCGUCUGGGACUCCUCCCAGAGUGUUGACUGAAGAAAAGUCUCUGGGAGAGACCCCCACUUGCAGUCUUGCGCGCACAAGAUGACGCCGGCAGUGGCUUUGUCCGCGGCGUGGGCCCUGCUGCUGACGUCGUCGGCUUGGGCGUCCGCUGGCCCGUACGAGUCGGGCGCCCCGCGUGAGGAGUCGGAGGAGCGCCCGUACAAGCGCAGCCAGUGCAAAGCCAUCCCAGCCUCGCUGCAGCUGUGCCGGGACAUGGAGUACAGCGACAUGCGUCUGCCCAACCUGCUGGGCCACGAGAGCAUGAGCGAGGCGGUGCAGCAGGCGUCCUCGUGGAUCCCGCUGGUGCACAAGCGCUGCCACCCGGACACCCGCAAAUUCCUCUGCUCGCUCUUCGCGCCCGUCUGCUUGCCCGACCUGGACGAGGCCGUCCGGCCGUGCCGCUCGCUGUGCGAGGGCGUGGAGCGCGGCUGCGCGCCCGUCAUGGCCGCUUUCGGCUUCCCGUGGCCCCCCAUGCUCGACUGCCGCGCCUUCCCGGCCGACGACGGCGAGCACUUGUGCAUCCCGCCCACCGACGUCCGCAACGCCGUGCCUGACGCCGGAGAAGUGCCCAGAGUGUGUGACGCCUGCAAGGAAACCGAUGAAAAUGACAACGAGAUCGUGGACAGCUUGUGCAAAAACGAUUUUGCUCUGAAAAUCAAAGUGAAGGAGAUCUCGUACAUGGACGGCGACACACGGAUCGUGCCGGAGAACAAGAGCAAGACCAUCUACAAGUUGCACGGCGUCAGCGAGCGCGACUUGCGCAAGACGGCGCUGUGGCUCAAAGACGGGCUGCGCUGCGUCUGCGACGAGAUCAACGACAUCAACGCCGCCUACCUGGUGGUGGGACAGAGGAUGGACGACGGACGCCUGGUGGUCACCUCGCUCAAACGCUGGCAGAAGGGCCGCCGCGACUUCAAGAGGAUUUCGCGGAGUAUACGCAAGUUGCAGUGCUAAAAAAAAAAAAUUUGAAUUUCAAGGUUCCACUGCCAGUUAAGCUUGUACAACUUUCUGAAAGUUCACUUAAUGAAUAAAAUCACACUUAGCAAAUAUUUCCAUAAAUGAAAUGAUUGUUGGAAAAAAUGCAAAUGAUGUUUGUUAUUUUUGUACUCCUGAAUUUUUCUCAAGCCAAACAUGAGAGCUAGCUGGCUAUGUUCUCAGCUUUGUUAAUUUUAUUUUCAUACUUGUGCAUGACAGACAGAAACAAACAUUUUCAUUUCUUGACUCCAUUUUUCACAUUUGCUCUCCCAUGUUUAUUUUCUACUUUAUAAAUAAUGAUUUUGCUAAUAAUCACUUUGUUGUGUGCAUGUGCAAUAUUCGUUUUUUUCACCUUUGGUUUUGUAAAUAUUAAAAUUUGAUCUUGUAUUCACUUUUUUGGGACAAUCAAAUGGCAUUAACAUGUUAAGAUGCAGUUUUGUCUGGUUAUUUUUAAUGAUUUCAGCUUAAAUGAUUGAUUAACACAUUUAAGGUAUGCAAUAUUACGCACAAAUACACACUGUACACUCAGCCAACAUAACCAGGGACUUUUAUUAUUUGUUGAAUCAGUUUCAUUCUUAUAUAUGCUCAUUUUCCAACAGCUAUACAUUCAUCAUAUCUUCCAUACAUGACAUGUAUGAGUUCAUAUUUUGCCUCGCGCAUUCAAAUGAAAUGAAGAAAAGCUUUCACGGUUCCUUUUUGGGUGUUGCACCUUACGAAGGAAUGGCUUUGGGUUUGCUUUUUCGACGUUACAAAAACACGCACGAUAAUUUCUCGCUAUUCUUUAAUAAAUACAGUUGGAUAUAUUUUCAUAGAUACACGUUAAUAUUCAUAAGAAGUCAUUCUGUGCUCAAAGCCAAGCUGUGCUGUAAUCAUUGAUGAUUU